GCUCGCCGUUUGGCCUCACAGGACGCCCAACCCGCCACAGACGAUUGCCAAUCAUUUUUAUUCGUAAUCAGAUUGCUGACGUGCUGCAUUUAAAACCAUGAACUCGGACGCAGGCGACGAGUCUGACCACAAAGGGCCGGCAGCUAAGAAACAGCGCGGCUUUGUAGCCAGACAGGCCUGCGACUCGUGUCGACAGAAAAAGACACGAUGUGACGAGGACUUGCCCUGCAGCCUCUGCAAAUCUCAAAACAUAGAAUGCCAUUACAGCCAACGAAAAAUCACAAAAAAUGAAGCCUCUUAUAGCACAAUCAUGCAAAGCAUGCGUCGCAUAGAACAGAAGAUUGACAAUCUCGCCAAACAACCACCUAGUCGGGCAGACCAGAGCAUCCAACGUCUGAUAAAUUCGCCAAUGCCUGUUUCAAUGCCUGCAUCUAUACGCCACGAACAUGAAACUGCUGCUCCAUCACCUGCAUCCGAGUAUCACGGGUCUAGCAACAAGCAGCACCAGCAGCAACCGCGACCAGCGCCCACGCCGCUCAGCUUCAGCGCGCAUCUGACGCUGGCAUGGCCCGGAAUUCAACGACGCUUGCCGCCGGGUGUGUUUGAUGCUUGUCGUGACGUUGGGCUCGACUAUGUAUCUGGUAUGGAGCUGAUCCGACCGCCGCUACCCAUCAUCAGAGAGCCUCAAAUCCAGACCAACUGGCUUUCGCAGCUCAGCCUGCGAACAUUCAAGGACCUGUCAUACUGCUACUUUGAAAACUUCAACACGGCUCUGCCAAUUCUCGAUCAAGAUGUCUACUUUCAACGUACCUUGCCCGCAGCAAUGGGAAACGACUUCAGUGCGGAUUUAGACGCUUGCAUUGUGUUGCUAGUUAUGGCGUUGGGCAGUUGGGACCGCGACGCAGCAUCAGUAGAGGCUGCCUCUACAUUGGCAAACUCGAUGCAGCGAAGCGAUAGUUACAGGUCUACCAGCAGAGAUGUCGACAUGCCUGGGCUUUCAUAUUUCAAUGAGGCUCGCCGGAGAAUGGCAUUCUUCGACUGUGAUACUGGGCUAGAAGCCUGUCAAAUCUACCUCCUGGCUGGAUUGUACUAUGCACAAACACUUCGACCCAAUCAAUGGUGGGUCAUGACAACGAGGGCGUCGCUAUGUUCAGUGCUCUUCUGGAAGGAAGACCAGACUAGAACGAGUAGCACUACACCAACAUUGAGAAAGCCAUUACAUGUCGGAGACUGGGAACGUGACAUGCAGUCGCGUCUCUUCUGGAUCACCACAAUGUUUGAAACUCUACUGGCUGAUGAACUGGGGCUUGCAAACACGUCGCUUCUAGAGUACAGGGAGCAUGUUCCACUGCCAAAGUUUCUUUCUCCAACCUGGCUGUCUAAUCCUCCUUCGGCUAGUGACGCUGCCGCCGAGGCCUUCUUCCAUUAUCAUUUCUUGUCACAGAUUGCGCAUCGUAUUCUUUUGACUAGAAUUCGUGAAAGUCUAUUCAUAUCCGGCGAGAAACAUUCAUACCCGACGGCCGCUUUGGAACAAGAACUUUAUAGCCAGAUUGAGCAAUGGCGAUAUCAAUUGCCGUCUGACCUUGCCUUUAACCUGGACCGCCCGCUGCCAUCAGCCACGCCUGCUCGAACUUCGGCUGCGGCAUGGCUGCGCGGACGCUAUGUGAUUGGAAAAUAUCACAUUCGCCGUCCCCUCUUUCACCGAGCUUUAAGUAAUCCCGCAUCAAUUACAGACGAGGAUGUCUUGAAAUGCGCAGAAACGCUGUCUUUUAUGCUUCAAUGGCUUUCCAUCAUGGAGUAUGUUUUAGCGGGGACCUGUGUUCCAUACAGGUAUUUCAUAUACAGCCAACUGUUUGGGCAACUUGUUGUGGUGUAUGGCUUAGCUGCUUCUCCAGAUCCACGCCUUCGAAGCCUCGUUAAGCAGGAGCAUAGAGACUGGUAUCAGACAUCGCUGCGUAUUCUGUCAAAAGGAACACAACAAUGCGAGACAGUCGCAAAAGACUACGAAAUUGCUACACUACUGUAUGAUCAUUUGAUAAAGGAAGCCAGAUAGAUAGGCACAUGUAAAUAAGCAGAGAGAGUGUAUAUUGAGGUGGGUAUGUUGCCCUGUACAUUAAUUUACCAAAAGGAAAAUCAUAACGCCAUAUUUUGAUGCAGAUAUGUAGCGAAAUAAAUCAAAAGUGUAGAGUAACCUGUUAUGCUUGCUCAGGCUUUGUCUUCUUGGGUGCUCCUUUCUUGAUGGAUGCCCAUGGCAUACCCAGCACUGUCAAAACUUGGCAAGCCGUGAGAACGACAGCAGUGAGGAAGAUGACGACGCAAGCAUGAUUGAAUGCAUCAAUGACGUUGGGAAUAUACUCGGGCUUGACAAUCUUGUGCAGUUCCGUAGCACCGGCCCUGAUCACAGCGUUGGCGUCUAGCCCUGGAAGACCAGCCAACCUAGAAACAACAACGGUGCUGAGAAUAGUCUGACCGACUGUGACGAAGAUGGCUCCUCCAAGCUGUUGUGCAAAAAAUGUUAUAGCCAUGCCUGUGGGGAUAUCCUUUUUGUCAAUAGAAGCCUGGAUGGCAAGGUUGGGAGCCUGCAUGCCAAAGCCGAUACCAAAACCCGUCAGGAACUGAUAACCAAUCCAGUGAGGAGAGCCGGUUGUAGGGGUAAAAGUGGUAAGUAAACCUUCACCAAUGAUAUUGAAGCAUACACCAAUGAUCAUGGAAGGAUUGACAUAGCCACACUUCUGCGAGAUUGCACCAGACACAAUGGAGCCAACCACUAAA
This is a messenger RNA of [Torrubiella] hemipterigena, 2772 nucleotides long. Lineage: Eukaryota; Fungi; Ascomycota; Sordariomycetes; Hypocreales; Clavicipitaceae. The record is from the annotation of a GenBank genome assembly.